This is a messenger RNA of Exophiala xenobiotica, 1392 nucleotides long. RefSeq lists its product as uncharacterized. Bases 109 to 1179 code for a protein of 356 amino acids. The transcript has a single exon. Gene Ontology annotation, biological process: fatty acid metabolic process. The record is from RefSeq and is a predicted model, not a curated record. Gene Ontology annotation, molecular function: NAD+ binding; oxidoreductase activity, acting on the CH-OH group of donors, NAD or NADP as acceptor. NCBI's taxonomy places the organism in Eukaryota, Fungi, Ascomycota, Eurotiomycetes, Chaetothyriales, Herpotrichiellaceae.
CAAGUAUGUAUUUCUAUCUCGCUUGACUUGACGAAUAACGGCCAUCGACAUAAGUUUCAGACCGACCAUACCGUGGGGACCAGCAAACCGUAUCUUGAAUUCUCCAACAUGUCGACUCCCACUGAUCAAGACCAAACAUCAACAACAAACCUAACAUCAUCUACAUCUGGUGAUCUCCCACACUCGAAUGAACACAUCUGUCUCAUUGGCCUGGGCGCCAUUGGAAUCUCCUUUCUUGCCUUACAUCUGACAUACACCUCGGCGCACGUCUCUGUAUAUGACCCUCGCCCGGAUCUUGAAGAACACAUCCAGUCCGUCCUGCCGUUGUACUUACCGGCGCCCUCAGCGUCAUCAUCUGUCUCCAUCGCAGGCCUGAUAUCGAGCAAACGUCUCGUCAUCCACUCGUCCCUCCAGUCAGCGGUACAAGCGGCCACAAUCAUCCAAGAACAAGGCCCCGAAAACCUGUCCUUCAAGCAAUCCACAUGGUCUCAAAUCAUCAGCCACGCCUCACCAACCGCACACCUAUGGUCCUCAACCUCCGGCAUCCCAGCGAGCCAGCAACUCGCCCACCUCCCUACAGACCACCCGGCCCGGGGGAGACUGCUCAUCGUCCACCCGUUCAACCCUCCACACAUCAUGCCGUUGCUCGAACUCGUCCCCUCGCCAUCCACGUCACUCUCUGAACUGACAUUUGCGCAAUCCUAUUUCUCCGCUCUCAGCUCCGGCCACAGACCGAUUCCCAUCCACAAAGAAAGUGCCGGCUUCGUGGCAAACCGCCUAUCAUUCAUUCUCUUCCGCGAGGCCUGCCACCUGGUCAAUCAAGGAGUCGCGUCCGUCGAAGAGAUCGACGAGAUUGUCCGCGCGAGUCUAGGACCAAGAUGGGCCGUUGGGGGACCGUUCAAAAUGUACGGUUUCGGCGGCGGCAAACGCGGGAUGGAAGGUUUUCUCGACAACAUUGGCGAGGCGAUCGAUGGAGUGUGGAAGGAUGCUGGCACGAUCACAAUGGAUCUAGGUCGGGAUGAUCCGGAAGGAUGGCAGAGGAAAGUGAUAGACCAGACGGACCGGGCGUAUGGGGUGUUGGGCCCGGAGGAAAUUAAACAAAGGGACAAAGGGUUAAGGGCGGUGGUUCAAGUGCAACAGGACUUGACUGGGAAGGAUGGAGAGCAUCGAGAGCUGUGAAUGAAGAUUUCCAGGAAGACGAAAAAGGCGAUAUAGGCAAGAUGGGCGUUGCGAAGCUCAAGUCUAGGCCGACUAGCUUGAUGACUGAAGAGGGCAUGCUACAAGGCUAGUUUGAUUUGGUAUGAACCGAAUCUAUCAGGGGAAGGACGCCGCCCACUAUGGUCUUCAAAUCCCUCUCUAUGCAGGAAAUCCAGGUGAUUUGCUGGCCCUCCA